CGUAUAUCCUACAAACCUCCAUUGAUAGAAUAUUCAACAACUUUCGUCUGACCCGGCUUGGAAUAAAUGUAAACAUGGGCAGCCGAUGGAUUCUGUUGCUCGUGGUUGCAGUGAACCUGGUGCACUGCAAUGAGAACGAAAUCAAGGAUCCCACGCCAAUUGUGUAUGAACCAUCAUGGGUUUUUAAAUGCAUCCCGAACGUGGGUUGCCAACGAGCAGCGCACCCUCAGUCGAUGAUGACCACAAACUCUUCGCACGUCUUCUACGACAGCAUAGAUCUGUGCAGGACGGUCUGCGGAAGAUUCGGGGGCAUCUGGCCCAAGCCGCUGACGGCGGGACUUAGCAUGCAGACGGUGCAGAUGCAUCCUACGCAUCUUAGGUAA
Molecule: messenger RNA, 383 nt
Organism: Ostrinia furnacalis (Asian corn borer)
Lineage: Eukaryota; Metazoa; Arthropoda; Insecta; Lepidoptera; Crambidae
Exons: 3
Coding region: 75-383 (102 amino acids)
Source: RefSeq, a predicted model, not a curated record